UUAAGUAUGGCGGAGGAGGAGGACUCGAAAAAUGAAAACAAAAGUUUAUUACAGCGAAUGCUGGCGGCCAUCAAGGAAGAAAGAAGUAGACACCGUCAAAAGAUAGAAAUUAUAGAUGAUGGUGGGUUUGAGUUUGUAGCAGUGGACAGAUUUUGGACAGAUCUGUUUGAAGAAUAUUUUUUAGAAUCCGAAGGAAGCGAGGAAGACAAACGGGAUGAUAUGUUAUUUUAUGUUCGUAAAACUCAGCAAGAAAAGAACAAACCUUCUACAUUACAACCUGAGAUAGAAGUGUAUAGAUGGGUGUCUAAAAAUAAACCUGGUUUAGAUGAUGGUAAUAUAGACUGGGAAGAAACAGUUUAUUUAAAUAUUAUAUUACAUCAGUUUGAAUAUACAGUAACAUGUGCUAUAUGUACGAGAACUAGUGAUAAAGACUUACAAACGUUACGGAAAUUCUCACAGCGUGUUUAUCCUUCACCUAGUAAAAGAGAAAUGUCUGGUAAAGGAACGGAAGAGAAAAUAACCUACCCUAAUAUAUUCUUCACUGUUGAUAAUUUUGAAGAGGCCUUUCAAGAUAUAAUAGUGCGAGAUAGUGAGAGUGUUGUAGUAGAAUUAUUAGCAAGAGAUAAAGAUGGAGAUUUUGAAAAUGUAAUAUUUCUCGGAUCAGUUAAAUAUGAUGCUUUAAAAAAAGUUUACGAUGGUAAAUUAAGUUUAUCAUCCAAAAUGGCGCAGCGUAUGACAAUGGGGUGGCUACAGAAUAACAACAAAAGGGUUGAAUUUUUGCGGAUGCGUGGUCCACUAGGAAAAGGUCAUGCAGAAAUGGCUGUUAGCAGGGUCAAAGGAUCGGGACCAGAAACUCCAGAUAUUGAAAAUUUUCCAUCAGAAGAUUUUGAUGACUCGGAUUCGAAUCAGUACACACAUUGUUUAUUAUCGUAA
Molecule: messenger RNA, 933 nt
Organism: Patella vulgata (common limpet)
Lineage: Eukaryota; Metazoa; Mollusca; Gastropoda; Patellidae
Exons: 8
Coding region: 7-933 (308 amino acids)
Source: RefSeq, a predicted model, not a curated record